AUGGACAUGUAUGAAAACUUUCAAUGGGACAAUCCGUCUCACGCCUUGAAAAUCGAUAAGGUACUGGAAAAGUUUGAAGAACGCUGUGUUCCUGCUUGAAAUGAAACGUACGAAAGGUAUGUUUUCUUCAAACGUGAUCAGUUGCCAAGCGAGUCCCUUGACAGCUACGUAACUGCAUUAAUGAAAUUGUCUGAGUCUUGUGGUUUUGGAACGCUCCGUGAAUCGCUCGUUCGCGACCGAUUAGUUCUGGGAGUGAAAGAUGACAGGGUUCGUGAAAAGCUCCUUGGAAAGCGUGAUCUCGAUUUGGAUAAGGCAAUUGAAACGAUCAAAGCAAGUCAAGUUACUCAUUCACGAGCAUCGGAAAUUGCGGGUGAAGUAUCAAGUCAAGAAGAUGUUAGUGCUGUGAAACACAAGUCUAGAGCACAAGAGAAAGGAAAGCCUCGCAAGAGUUCGACUCGGAACCCAUCGUCUAACAGUAAGUCUAAAGAGUGCCUAUUUUGUGGCCUAUUUUGUGGUCGGACAGAAAUGCAAAAACUGUGGCAAAGUUGGUCAUUUUGUAGUCAAAUGUCGCAGUGGUAAGUCUGAGAAAGUUAAUGUCAAUGAUGUUGAGGAAGUUUUUUACAUAAAUAAUAUUGGUGGAAAAGAUCAAGCCCUUGUUCCUGUUACUCUAAAUGACGCUGCUUCAGUAACAUUUCAGAUUGAUACAGGCUCUUCAGCAAACAUCUUACCACUUGAAGAUUAUAUUAGAGCCACUAAUGACUGUCAGUGUACAAACAUUGUUCCUAAAGAUAUCACUCUGGUUAUGCAUGAUCAUUGA
Porites lobata is the source of this 817-nucleotide messenger RNA. The record is from the annotation of a GenBank genome assembly. NCBI's taxonomy places the organism in Eukaryota, Metazoa, Cnidaria, Anthozoa, Scleractinia, Poritidae.